Molecule: messenger RNA, 537 nt
Organism: Fusarium subglutinans
Lineage: Eukaryota; Fungi; Ascomycota; Sordariomycetes; Hypocreales; Nectriaceae
Exons: 5
Coding region: 1-537 (178 amino acids)
Source: RefSeq, a predicted model, not a curated record
AUGUCCUGGAGAUCGCUGAGCCUACGAGGCAAUCGGGGGGCUGGUAAGAAGAUUCUUAUCGCGUGCCUCAUUUAUAUGUGCGGACUUGAGCUGUCACGAUUGGAGGAAUUAGAACGGAAAGGAAUUCAGCAUGGAGACAUUGUGCCAUUUUUCGAGGAGAGAGGACAGCCUCUAUGUUUCCAUGCUCCGUCGGGCCUUUUCAAGGUUGAAGAGAGUCAAACGCCUGACGUUGCCAUCUGGGUUGUUGAUGGCUCAGAUCGGUUAACCUGGGCCACAUCAGCACAGAAACUGGCAGUUAAGCUGUCAAGUGGCGAGCUUCAACCACACGAGAGUUCGAUCAUUGUGGUUAACAAAUUGGACUCGGUCAGCUGGUCUGAGAAGACAUUCAAGGAUGUAGUCGACGUAUUCAGCGUUCUCAGUUUGAACAAGCGUUUCCGCGUUCAAAGGGCAGAACGUACUUCCAGACUCGAAGGAGCCUUCGUGGGCAACCGGUCUAUCUUCACAACAGUUUGGGGGAUCAAUCGCGGUGUCGAGUGA